Messenger RNA from Recurvomyces mirabilis, 2085 nucleotides. RefSeq names its product actin-like protein arp8 (gene ARP8). Gene Ontology annotation, cellular component: Ino80 complex. The record is from RefSeq and is a predicted model, not a curated record. NCBI's taxonomy places the organism in Eukaryota, Fungi, Ascomycota, Dothideomycetes, Mycosphaerellales, Teratosphaeriaceae. Bases 1 to 2085 code for a protein of 694 amino acids. Gene Ontology annotation, biological process: double-strand break repair; regulation of DNA-templated transcription. The transcript is spliced from 4 exons.
AUGGAGUUCACGACCUGGCCGCAAGUCAACAUGAUCAAUCAGAAGAACUAUUAUACUGAGUUCUUGAAGCAAGACGACCAGGCCCUCGCUGUUCGUUUGCAGCAGGAAGAGCGCCUCAAUGCUCGCAAGAAGGCCGCCGUCGACAUCGACCGGGCACGUGCUCAGGCCGCUCAAGAUGGCGUUCCAUAUGCCGAGAGAGAUGCUGAUCUCGAUGAUGAUGUUGCUAUGGAUGAUGCCGAUGGCGAGGACUAUGGCUCAAAGACCAUAGUCAUUCAUAUUGGCAGCCAGAACAUGCGCAUUGGGCUGGCCACUGAUGCUCUACCCAAGACAAUCCCUAUGGUCAUCGCAAAGAGGUCCACUCGAUCCGAGUCUGAAGACAGUGAGCCAUUACCGAAGCGAGUCAAGCUUGACGGUCCAUCGGAGGAGUGGUUUGGUGAAGAGUUCGCAAGGGAGUAUAACACAAUGGCACAGGACUUCAAGACGAUGCGACGGCACAACAAACGCCGCGUACUGCCCAAUUCGCGAGAACUGGUCACGAAAUGGAACUCAGCUACACCUCCCGAGAUGAUACCGGAGCACAGUGAUCCAAUGCGUAUCGACUGGACAGAGCUACCGGACAAUGCGAAAGCCGCCCAGGAUCAUAUCGUUGGCCACGCUGCGCUACGCAUACCAGAAAAGUCUAAGCCCCGUUAUCGUCUCUUCUGGCCAAUCCAGCAUGGCUGGCUGAAUGAGAAGGACUAUAAUAACCGCAACAUGCUGGAGCACGACUUCUUUCUGAUUAUAGAAGACAGUAUCAGGAACGAACUCGGAUUAAAUCACAAGCGCGAGUGGGCGCAGUAUAGCUGUGUUUUCAUCAUCCCAGACUUGUAUGAGAAGGUAAUGGUCACGAGAGUGCUUGAUGAAUUACUACGCGAUUUCUCUUUCCAGCGUGUCUGCUUCAUUCAGGAGUCUUUGGCAGCGACAUUUGGCGCUGGUGUGGGAGCUGCAUGUAUGGUCGACAUGGGAGCGCAAAAGACCAGCAUCUCGUGUGUUGAAGACGGCAUGAUCAUUGAGGACUCCAGAAUAAACCUUAAAUAUGGCGGCUACGACGUGACGGAGGCGUUUGUGAGAAUGAUGUUGUUCGACCGGUUUCACUACAGCGACUUCAACUUGAUGCGAAGACACGAUUAUCUGCUUGCGGAAGAGCUCAAGGCCCAAUUUACGACUAUGAGCGAUGAAGACAUCAGUGUCAAGCUAUUCGACUUCCAUCUGAGAGCUCAUGGCCAGCAGACGAGGAAGUACAACUUCAAGAUAUAUGACGAGAGCAUGCUGGCGCCACUGGGAUUUUUCAGGCCGACGAUCUUCGACCAGUCAAGGAAGUUGAUCGGACGCCACACCAUUAUGCCACGUUCUGUGGACCUAUACAACGGACGUCCUAAUGAUCCGCUGUCAAAAGCGCAGAUUGCAGUCUACACCUUCGUCAAUCAAUUCAUACCAUCGGCAGUAUCAGCACCGCCAGCUCAGUCAGCGCAGUUUCUCUCUACGUCUACACCAGUCAGACGACCUCUCGCCUUACCCUCACACCUCAAUGGUGACACAGAUGGUACACCACGCUCUUCUCCUGCCGGCUCGCCCGCGCCCGAGGAUGGUAGCACGCCACAUCCCACAGGCGACGAUGCUAAUGGGGACGACAUCGCGGAGAUCAAAGAUAUCCAGCCAGACACCGAUGUCAUCGACCGCGCUGUACCAAUCAUGCCACUCGAGCAAGCCAUCCUGAUAUCGAUACAACACGCUGCCGGCACUGGACCAGAAAGCGAACGAAGACGUCGUGAUCUCCUCGGCAGCAUCAUGUGCAUUGGCGGCGCUUCCAAGACUCCAUAUCUUGGCGCAUAUCUCGAGAUGAGGCUACGAGCCGCGUUCCCGCAGUUUCCGCGCGAGAUUCUAGUCGUGCCUCCACCAAGAGAGUUGGAUCCUGCGGUCCUAGUGUGGAAAGGUGGUAGUGUGUUUGGCAAGCUGCGCAUGACGAACGAUAGCUGGAUUGGACGAUUGGAAUAUGAUCGGCUUGGCAGCAGAAUUCUAAACUACAAGUGUAUCUGGCAUUGGUAG